This is a messenger RNA of Halichondria panicea, 2275 nucleotides long. Its product is annotated as M-phase phosphoprotein 9-like. The transcript has 10 exons. Bases 53 to 2122 code for a protein of 689 amino acids. NCBI's taxonomy places the organism in Eukaryota, Metazoa, Porifera, Demospongiae, Suberitida, Halichondriidae. Gene Ontology annotation, cellular component: centriole. The record is from RefSeq and is a predicted model, not a curated record.
AUUGCUAUGGUAAAGGGUUGUCAAACAGAAAACACUGAUCAAAGAGACCAAGAUGGAGACUGCUGCGGCACUGAGCAGCUCUUCCCCUCACAACCAGGACCUUCAAGAGUUAAGGAAAAAAGAGGAAUGGCAGGACAAACUUUCUUCACUUCAAGAUCAGCACAAAAAUGAAUCGUUACAUCAACAACAGGAACAUUUAGAGCAACUAAAGCGCCUUCAAACGCAGCUACUUCGUGAGCUAUCCUCUGAUAUGAUCGUGGAGGGAGCCGUGUCCGUGCAAGACAAACAGGUGACGUCACCUAGAAAUAAAGAUGGAAGAGAAGACGAAAAAGAAAAUGAAUUUCCAUCCCCUGAGAAACAUUCAAUCACAGAGUCCCAAGACAUACCCUCUCCCACACAAUCGCUCGACUUUUUUCGGCUCCCUCGUACCAACCCAGUAGUUCAACACAGCCCUGUAACAUCACCACCACAUAAAGCAAACUCCCCUCCCCCAAUUCAAACACCUCCGUACAAAAUCCUUGGCCCUUCAUCAGCUUGGGAGGAGGGGGAAAGUCGUUCCCCUCAAGUAUCUUGGACGAGUCCCAGGACCCCCCACAGCUCCAGCAGGGGGGAUACGCUCUCCAGGGCCUCUCUACUGGCCAAACACACCAAGCACGUGGAGGAUCUCAAGAAGUACUAUGACUCCGAGCUACAGCGACUGCAACAACAGUUGGAGCACGUCAGAGCAGUGUCUCUGGUUGGUUCUCCUCUGCGACGAUCCGCCCCCUCCAGUCCAGCACAGCGUCAGUUGCAGUUCCCCUCGACAGACAGCCUAGCCAAGGGCCCCAUUAGUAACUCUCAAAUCUGGAUAGUGCAGUCUGAGAACGAGAGACUCAAGUCUUCUUGCUUGGAGCUGCAGGGACGGUUGGACAACUCGGACAGGGAGAAGCAUGUUUUGGAGGGACAGCUAAAGAGGUUUCAACAGCACCUUACUGAGUGGCAGGAACGGAGUGAGUCCUCAGAGAGACUGGUGAGUGUGCUUCAAGAGCGACUGGACUCCACACGCUCUCAACUACACGACCAGGAGAGGCUCAACGGACAACUCAACUCUGACCUCAGCCUGACCACAGAGGAGCUUGUGUUCUGGAAGGACCAGAAACUCCAAGAUGUGGAGAAGCUUGAUCAAUUGUUCCAUGAGUUUGAAGUUCUCCAAGAGGAAAAUCAGCAGUUGCUCUCGAUGACCUCUGACCUCAAGGCGCAGCUGGAGGAGAGUGGCGGACAGACAGCUGCUCUGAGGAGCUCUCUCGACAAGUACACCAUCCUAGAUAGCCAAUACCAGAGCACUAUUCGUAGACUGGAGGAUGAGCUGCGACGUCUGGAGCACGUCAACAAUCGACUGAACGGUCAAGCUACACACUAUGACACCGGUUGGUCGAGUGGUCCUAGCACCAAUCAGCACAGGUCACACUCCCCACAACGUGACCACCCCCUCGUGCACUCACAUGACACACCAUCACGUCCUAAAUCAGACAGAAGCCCCGUGCCACUAAAAGAUAAGUCAAUUGAAGCCGAUAAUGGCACCCCCCAGGGCAGACCACUGACCAGGAGAAAGUGGCUGGAAAGCAGUAUCCCUGGACUGCUGUCUGGGGGGACAGAAAUGGAGGAGAAACCAUCACCCUCAAAUUCUCGACUGCCCAGCAGGAUGAGUCCAGAGAGAAAUGUAAUGAAGUCUGUCAAGUUCUCCCCAAGACGUACCCAAGUAGACAGCGUGAACACUAGGGAGAGGGCCCCCACUCGUUUGAAUGCUAACGAUAGCAGUGUGGAGGACACUCUGAGGGCUGUCAGGGACGGCAACGUGCUAACCAGUGGAGAGGGAAGGCGCAAGUCCAAGAAGAAAAGUGAGCAGAGUCUUGAGGAGCGAGUACAGGAUCAGUUGGAGCGCGUGGGUCAGGCCGAGAGGAGGUUGGCUGAGCUGCAGACUGAGAGGGAGAGACUGGAGGGAGCCUUGCAGAGGACACCGGCCAGGGUCACUAGGGAGACCAAACAGAGUCAGGUUGAACUGGAGUGGAGGUUGGAGCAGGUAUUGAAGGAGAUAGGGUCGGAGCGAAUGGUGCUCAGGAAACACCACGCAUUCAAUAGAUGACUGUUGUAGACUCUGAGACUCUCAUUAAUAUAAUUAUAGCAUUAAAUUUCAUUCAUUCCCUUUAUGUUUUACACAAUCACAAUGUCUUCAUUAUAAUUAUAAAUAAUAAUAAUAAUUAUUAUUAUUAUUAUUAUUAUGGUAUUUUUACACUGA